AUGACCAAGCUCCUAUCUUCGGAAAGUCAAGUAUCUCCUGCUAUCGCCAAAAGAAGUUCAUUGGCCGGGACUCGGAGUGCCGCUGAUACGUCGCCGGGCCACUCGUGCUCAAGCAAGUCCACGUCCAAGGGGAAUGGAGAUAGCAAAGAUAGUUGUCCUGAGGGUUUCUUGCGUGACCGAUUCAUUGCGGACUGGAGCAAGAAGACCGCAUCAUCACCUGGUACUGGCGUUCUUGGCCCUACCAGCUACUCAGCUGUUUAUGAUGAGAGUGAAGAUGUGAUUAAAUCACCUACAGUUACGACAUCCUUCCGCGACUUCUCCAAAUCGCUCAAACGUAGCCAAAAUUUGGUCGACGAUGCAGACAUACAAGUUGGUGCGGAACUCUUGCUCUUCCUUUACCAGGAUUUCACUCUCUACGAGCGCAUGUCAAUAUCCAAAUUCUGCCACUGUGAGGGGCAUGUUUUCGCGCCCGCUUUGCUUCGACUACUGUUCGCUUCCGUUAGACAGAUGUUGAACAAUGCUAUUAGCGAUGAAUCUGAUCCGUUGCCAGAUUUGAUCGCGUUGUCCAAAAAGAUUUUUGAGAAUUGCUCAAAGAUAAUUUAUGUCGAUUCACAUAUGACACCACAGGAUUACUUUAUUUCCAUGCCGAAUAGGUGGGAGGUAAUUGGUGUGAUAUUUUCAAUUAUUGGCUCAAGUGCUUUUCUUCUUCCAGCUUCUGAUAUGGUCACCUUACAUCCCCAUGCAGCCAAUGUAGAUCGACAAGGUCUGUCACUGGUAAGCAUCUCUGCAGGAGACAAGUGUUUGAGAUUUUGUGAAAAUGCUGGUGUCAUCUCCGAGCCGCUUUCUUGGGCUUUGCUUGCACAUGCUUCAUUAUUGUCAUUCGUCUAUGGUGAUCACGACUACCGACCUUGGAAGAUCCUAGGUGAUCUCUCAACACUUGUAUACUCCCUGGGCUUUCAUCAACGGCAAAAUAACGAGACGUUGCCGUUCUUUCUUAUCGAGCAUCGCAAACGACUCUUGCUUGGAGCAUACUCAAUUGAUAAAGAAUUGGCAACUUUUCUAGGACGUCCACCCAGGAUCAGUUGGCGACAUAUUGAUGUUGACCUUCCUCUGGACAUUACCUACAAUGAACUCCUCGCCGAGCCUGAAAUUCGAGAUGCCGCAAUUGCACAAUUAGAUGAGGAUGGGUGGAACACACAAGGCAUAGUGUCGCGGACCACAUUUGUUCGCUCUAUGUAUAAAAUAGGGCAGGUUAGAGAAUUAGUACUCGAACUAUCUCUCAACUCUCCCCUUGAGAACCUGGAACGCAGGAUUCUAGAAAUCACAGAGCUUGCAGCCGAAAUUCGCAGCCAGCUGCCACCACGAUUGCAAGCUGUUAGUUACAAUGAUAGUGUGACUCUAAGCGAAUCAAACCUAAUGACACUUUGCUUCCAUCUGGAAUGCCUUUACAACGAACUGAUCAUGCAGAGAAUUCUUGUCAAGAGAACUGGCUAUGAAUCCCAGAGAUUGCGGAGCGUUGCCCAUGAGAUGCUCAGUGCUCUUCUGAUCGUCAAUGGACAUCGGGCUCCGGAUGGAAGAGACAAUAAUACGGUGGCUUGGAAUACAUCCUUCUAUGGACUUCCAUCCGCUGGUGUGUUGGCAAUUGAACUCCUUCGCCAGUCUCAAAGCACCCACCAUGAUCCAAUGUUCCCUCGCUCUGAAAUCAUUCAAAACCUGAGCAGGUUUGCUGGAGACCUAGAAUACGCCAUUGCACGAGAAGCCGGCAAUUAUGAGAUUUGUCAACAAGCUCGUAAAUUGAUCCGAUCUAUCCUAGACCGUGUCCUUUCAGCACCACAAGUAUCGCUGCCAGCAAGCGCAGAUGUGAGUUCUAUGCCCAUUGAAUGGCUGGGGAGUGAUGACAUCUGGUUGAAUCAAGAUUCGGACUUCAUGAGAUGGAUUCACAAUUUCGACUGGAAUCAAGAGACAUCUAUGGGACAAUAA
Talaromyces marneffei is the source of this 1980-nucleotide messenger RNA. RefSeq lists its product as uncharacterized. The transcript has 3 exons. Gene Ontology annotation, cellular component: nucleus. Gene Ontology annotation, biological process: DNA-templated transcription. Bases 1 to 1980 code for a protein of 659 amino acids. Gene Ontology annotation, molecular function: zinc ion binding; DNA binding. The record is from RefSeq and is a predicted model, not a curated record. NCBI's taxonomy places the organism in Eukaryota, Fungi, Ascomycota, Eurotiomycetes, Eurotiales, Trichocomaceae.